Moneuplotes crassus is the source of this 342-nucleotide messenger RNA. NCBI's taxonomy places the organism in Eukaryota, Ciliophora, Spirotrichea, Euplotida, Euplotidae. The record is from the annotation of a GenBank genome assembly.
UGAAAGCUCUCAUUUUGACCUUUCUCAUAUGAAUCCUUAUGAUGACAACUGCACAGAAGAAAAAGGUCCAAGGAAGAUUUGAACACGAAAUUGUAAAUCUAAGAAAAAGUUGUAAAAAGGAAAAAUGAGAUUUCGCAUCUGACUCUCUCAUAUCCUCAUGUGUUGACUACUGAGUGAAUAAGGAUUGAUUCCAACAAGCAGCAUCUCAACUUGAAUUUGGAGAGCAAGAUAAGUUUAAAAACAGAAGAUUUAUUGAUUGAGUCAAGGACAAAUUAAGGGAAGAAGCUAAACAAAGAGGUGAACUCUAGUAUUCAACUUCAAUAAAUUUCAAUGAGGAAGUAA